Messenger RNA from Drosophila arizonae, 5419 nucleotides. RefSeq names its product defective transmitter release (gene dtr). Lineage: Eukaryota; Metazoa; Arthropoda; Insecta; Diptera; Drosophilidae. Gene Ontology annotation, cellular component: axoneme. Gene Ontology annotation, molecular function: protein binding; dynein complex binding. The record is from RefSeq and is a predicted model, not a curated record. Gene Ontology annotation, biological process: axoneme assembly.
AAUAUAUAUAUUAUAAAUAAUAAUGUCACAAGCCGUUGCCGCUGGCGCUGCAGCGCCUCGCAAGGAGGUAACCGGACUGCAUCGCAUGACCCAGCAAGGAUUACGAGAACUGUGCAAAAAGGAUAAACUAUAUCAGACGCCGCGUCUUAACGAUGUACUCUACUUGCACUAUCAGGGCUAUCAGUAUAUCGAGUGCCUGGAUGAGUAUACGGAACUCAAGUGCCUGUGGCUCGAGUGCAAUGCCAUCUCGGAAAUCGAGGGCCUGGAGAAACAGAGCAAGCUGCGCUGUCUCUUUUUGCAGAAUAAUCUUAUUAAACGCAUCGAGAACUUGGGCUCAUGUCCAUUACUGGAUACGCUGAAUCUUAGCUCAAAUCACAUACGCUUAAUUGAGAACAUCGGCACAGAUGUACUGCCCGUCUUGAAUACCCUUAACAUAUCGUCCAACUAUUUGAAGGACAGCGAGAGUCUCGCUCGUCUGGUGGACUGUAAGACCCUGGCCGUGCUAGACUUGUCCAAUAAUCGCAUCGAUGACAUUUUGGUGGUUAAGAUCUUCGAGAAGAUGCCCUGUUUGAAGGUCUUAGUGCUACACGGAAAUCCUGUCGUUUCACGUUUACCACAAUAUCGUAAGACUUUGAUUCUAGCCUGUAAAGAGCUAACCUACUUGGACAGUCGCCCUGUGUUUCCACGUGAUCGUGCCUGUGCUGAGGCCUGGAAACGCGAGGGUUACGAAGGUGAGCGAAAGGAAAAUAGGCGCUGGAAUCGCGCCGAUCGUAAAAAAAUGCGUGACAGUGUCAACUACACCAUUCAAUUGCGUAAUCGCCAUCGUCCAGCGGAUCAGCAAGAUGCAUUGAUUAGCUCAACCGAUUCGGAAGCAGAAGCGGAAGCCGAUAAAGGCGCUGAAAGGACACGUGUCAAAGCGGAUCUAGAAUACGGCUGUGUGGAUGACAUAUGGAGUGAAGUGUCUGGCGAUAAUAAGGAGGAGAACGAAAGCACGGACAGUUCACGUAUAGCCGAUGAGGCUACUGGCUCCCAGGAUGAAGAGCUAGCCGAGCAUAUUAGCAACCGACGAGCAAAGCCUUUAGACGGUCGUCCGAAGGUGCUAUACGAAUCCCAAUUUGCUGACAAUGAGGAAGACGCUCAAAAGGAAAUCAAUAAGGGGCUGGCUGAGGAGGUUGAGAAUACUAAUGAUAAUGUGGUGGCUCAAAAGGAAGUCAAUGAAACGGAUGUGAAAGCUGAGGAAAAACGUGGUGUGAAACGUUUGCUUAUAGAGGAAGUUAAGUUAGAACCACUUGAUGUGGAGUGCAAGGCAGCUGAAGUGGAGAAAGAACAGGCUGACAAAGCUGGCGAGGCAGUCAAAGCUGACAAAGCUGACGAGGCUAUCAAGCAUGACGAGGCUAAAGAAGAGGGAUCUACAGAAGAAAAGGAAAUAAAUCCAGAGGUUAAAGAAGCACAAGAUGAGCUGAAAAAUUUAUUAGAUGAAGUUGAGUGUAAGGAAAUACCAUGUAUUGUAACUGAUGAAGUAGAGGCAAAGCAAAUACCAGCCCUUGUAGAUGAUAAAGCAGAGGAUUCAGAGUCUAAGCAAAUACCAGCUCUUAUAGCUAACGAAGUAGAGCCAAAGCAAAUGACAGCAGUCGCAACUGAGCCAGAAAGCGGAUCUGAGUUGGAUCAAACUGCCAGAGCUGAACUAGAUAAAUCAUGCCAGAAAUUAAAAGCUAUAGCUUUGAAUGAAGGUGGAGAUCCAACGCCUGAGCAGAUCAAACAGAAUGCCAUAGACAGAAUGUAUGAGUCCUAUGGAGAUGAGAUAUUUGUCGAGCAGCCCGAGUUCAACAAGGCAAUGCUAGAGCCCGAAGAACCCAAAGAACGCCAAGAGCUUAAGGCUGCCAAAAAAGAGUCAACCGGAAAUAUCACAACAAACAAUAUAAUAAAGACUAAGGAGCAAUUGGAAUAUGAAGCGGAGUGCAUAGAGGCGAACGAGAUUGUGGAAUAUAAUAUGCAAGAGCUGAGCAGUCAAAUGGAUGAGGACCUGAAGGAGUUGAGCCAGCCUCUGGAGGAAAUACGAGCUACGCAGGAUGAAUUACAAAAGGACGGCAACAACAGUUCCGAUGAGGAGAAGGAGCAGGAUAAAAAGAAAUGCAUUGAGCUGACAACAGUGACGCAUUCUCUGCGCAUCAUCGAGGAGUUCAGUGUGCGACGCGAGCGCAUUUGCGCCCAGGAGGAAGAGCAACAGAAAGUUCAGAUUGAGGAGCUAGAAAUGGAGAAGGAAAAGGAAGACGAAUUGGAUGCGGCGUUUGCCAAGGCUCUGGACUCUUGCACAGAUGAUGUGCCCAUGCGAGUCUUUGGCGAGGGCUGCGAUCAGCCCAGCCACGAGUGGCACAAGGAAGAAUGUAUGCGUCAACUGACCAUAACAGAAACUCGAACAGAGCAGCACGAGGAUGAGGAGAUGUUCAAGGUGAAACCAUUGAAUGCAAAUAGUUGCGCCGAGCAAGCGGAAUUAAUUUGUGAGGAAAUGAGUCAGAAACUGGAGGCCGAAGAGAAUUCGCUGCGAGAACUACUGCAGCAGCUAGAGGAUGAGACAGAUGUCCUAUACGACAUCACGAGCGCCGUAGAGGACGAGGAGCUCGAGAAGCUGCCGGAGCCACCAGUCGAUGAGGUUUGCGCGGCGCUCAUCCAUGACCUAAUCGACGAGCUGCAGUAUCAGGAAAUAAUCAAUGGACAGAACAUUAAAUGCUUUGAUUUCGGAGUUAUUGAAUCGGAUGAAGAAUAUAGCUACUCAGCGGAUCCCCAGACUCAAUCGAUAGUGCCACCCGAGCUGGAGGAUCCAGCCGGUGGCAAAUCGUUGCGCGAGUGUCUCGAUGCCUUCGGCAAUUUUCUCACUUCUGUCAAAGAGCGCAAGAAGGAAAGAAAGUUAGAUAGAAAGGAGACAAGUAGCUCGGAGAAGGUGAGUGCAGCCAAGGCGCUGCUGAAGUCAAAAAUGAAAAAUGCCUACAUGGACGAAAGUCCCCGGGAGGUCGAGGCACAGCUGGCUAAGCAGGAGGAGAAGCGCAAACGUCGCGUUGCGGCCAUGGCUGACCGUUGUUUCUCCAAGCGCGACAGUUACGAAGACACACUCGAAGUUGUGGACAAUAAGCUGAUGAUUGUGAAGAAGGAUACCGGCGAGAUCCAAGAUCUGCCGCCGCCGCCAGCGCUGAUUAGUGAUACGGAGAGUGAGUCGGACAAUGACUCGUCCGCUGGCAACGAUCCCGAUGCCUACGAUACUGCCGAAGAGAUUAACGAGAAUAAAUCAGAAAGCCCAGAGAAUAGAAAUUUACGCGCUAAUUGGCCAAAAGCCGACCCAGCUGAAUUGGAGCUAAGCCAGGCAUCGUUAUCCCUCAAGGAUGGGGACGGUGUGGAGGAUCAAUCAAUCGAUCAGUUCUAUUCGCUGGAAGCGAGAGCCGCCUUUAAUUCUUUAGACUCCGAGUUCCUAGACAAAUUGGAUCUGCAAAAGGUAAUCGGCGUGGAUGGCGAAAUAACUGUGGAGGGCAUGCGCAGCUAUGACGAGUUGACAGCCGAUGAUGUAGUACAGAAAGCUGAACAUCCUGGGGCACUGGUGAAACAAGAUGAAAUGCUCAAGGAUCUAAUCGAACGCCAGCAUCUGCAGGAGGAACGCGAACGUCAGAUGGAAGAGUUAUCGAAGGAUUUGGGGGCGCAUAAAUUGAAGUGUAAAUCGAUAACAGAUCAACUUGAAAGCGAACUUAAAGAGGCGAAGGCUACGACGAAUUUCCUACAAAUGUUAAACAACUUGGAGUGUCCCAAAGAGGAGGAGUUGGGAGAGAAGAAACCGACAGGAAAUUUCCUAAAAAUGUUGAACUGGGGCAGUCCAAAAGAGAAAGAGUUAAAGGAGGAUGCCAUGGAGGAGCAACAGCAGCAGGAGGAACGAGAUGAGGAGCUAGACAAUGGCCAGGAGUAUCCUACCAUACAAUUAACGCUGGGUGCUUGUAAAUUAUGCGAAAUAAAGAGUCAAGUUGCGAAUACAAAAGAUGAGGAGGAAGAAGCAGCUGAGAAGGCUAAAGCAGCAGCAGCUGAGGAAAGUGAACUUAAGUUAGAGGAAAUAACGGCGAACAGUGAGCAAGUAGAUGAGAAAGCUGAGGAAAAAUCGAGCAAUGAAAUGGGUGAAAAGUCAGAAGGUAAACCCACCCCUACUGUCAGUGGCAACAUAGAUGAUGACAUUAUAUCGGAUGCAUCGACGGACUAUGAAUCAGGCGAGGAUAUAGCCGUUGUGGAGCCCCCGCGACUGCCCGAGGGUGCGCUCACUGAAUUGUUUAGCAAUCAGUUCGACGAGGAUGGCCUCAAGCUGGAGCGUGAGAAUGAAGAAGCACUGCGUAAAAAACUAUUCAGUUUGCCGCUGAGAGCUUGGGCCAGUCACAAUUCCAUAGAUAAAGUCGGAAAUAUGGCUAAGGAAAAACAAGUUUCCGAAUCAGCGGAGACAACUGAUGCGGAUGAUGAAAGCUGUGAGGUGGAUGCUGAAAGCUGUGAGGUGGAAGCGAAUAAGGAGUCUAAAAAAACUGCAAACGAAGACGAUGAUGACACGGAAUCGGGUGGCGCCAUCGACGAGCUGGCGCGCAAUGCCAAGCGUCAGUGGGCGAAAAUCUCACAGAAAUUGAGUGAGUUCAUCGAGGCCGACGAUCUGAAGCUAUUGGACAAGAGUCAGUUCAAUGAGGAGAACAGCGAUGGCGACGAUCAGGAAGAUGAGCUGGAGGAGAGUCUGAAAAAACUGAAUAUUAUUUACGAAGAGUGCGAGGCACAGAUUAAAAACGCUAGACCCGAAUAUAUGCAAGUCUGGCACGACGAGGAAGAAGAGGCUAAUGCACAAGAGAUUGAACAAGCACGGGCUGAAGAAGCUGAAGAGCCAGGAAUCGAUCUAGACAAGACUCUAGAAGCUAAUGAGCUAGAAGAAACUGAAAUAGAAAAUGAGCAAGAAACUGAGCUAGAAAAUAUACUAGAAGCAAAUGAGCAACAGCUGGAAGAAGAAGAAACUGAAGAGACUAAAAAGCAAGAACUCGAGCAAGGUGAAACUCUAAAAGCUGAAGAGCAAGAGCUUGUCUUAAAUGAAACUGAAGAAACUAGAGAUCAAGAAGCGAAAGUUGAUCAUGCCGAAGUCAAAGAGGAUAAGCGGAGCACAAAUCUAGAGCCAAUAGGCGAUGACCAGCCGUUGCUCAAGAAUCCAUCGAAACCCCCCAUAAUACUUGAUUACUUUGAAGAUAAUACCGAUACCGACAGCUUCCAUACAAUACCCGAACUGAAGACCGAAGAAAUUGAAUGUAAUCUGGAAAUACUCGACGAUGAUGCUAUAGUCAAGGAGGUGAGCGUCAAUGCCCAGGUCACCUAUGAGUUGAAAAAUGUGUGUUGUUCGACUAGGCACGUGUAGGAAACAUUGCGAACC